Notodromas monacha is the source of this 3684-nucleotide messenger RNA. The record is from the annotation of a GenBank genome assembly. Lineage: Eukaryota; Metazoa; Arthropoda; Ostracoda; Podocopida; Cyprididae.
CCGCCCGAGCCUGUUGACUUUUUUUUUUUUUUGGCCUUCCGCUCGGGAGUUCUCCGGGACCGAAUCCGAGCGAUUAGGUCCAAGACGUGGCGACAAAGUUUCGGAAAACGCUGUGCUUUCGAUGCUGCUGUCGUGUUCCCGUGUCGCGCCGUCAACGGAGGAGGAACUCCAUUUUUGCUUGGACACGUGGCAAUAGCAAAGCAACACUGGGAAUCCGUGGCCGAUUGCUGGUUUCUUGUUUUUUUCCUUUCUUUUGGAACUUGCAAUCCGACUGUUUUGACUUGACUCAUGCCGAACGAGUGCCGAUCAAUGGCGAAUCCGGAAAUCCGUCCGUCAGCGUGUGAUUCCCGAACUCUCGGCUCCAUUGCGCACGAGUCGCCACACGACACCAUCGCCUCCGUCUCCGACAGUCCAUGCAGUCCCUGCAUGCCCGACUUCGCAGACAUGUGGCAUGACAUUAUGGAUGGCACGCUGCUCGAUGGCGCAGCCGAGCAGCCUCAGCCAUGUCUGCACCCUGCCAAAGGCGAUCCCCAGCCAUCCAUGGAGACUGUGCUGGACCCAUUAGGCACCAGUGACCUGAAUCUGAUCGAAGACGUGCAGCUAGGCUGCUGUGGCGAGUUCGGAGAUCGGUCCGACGACGUUGUCGACCUGGAUCUCCUCGUCACGACGGCAGCCGACAAGCUCUACUCCGACUGUGAUCCAAUACUCGUGCCUCCAUUCCAGCCCAACCAACCACCCCAAUCCACGUUCGCAUUUACGGACCUCCUCACGCUCAAGUGCAACAAUGACCUAGACCCGCGACAGUCGUUUGUGACCCUCACGCCAAACGACGCCGAGUCGGGUGGCAAAAAGGCCGUGUACAAACACGGCCAGGUUUCACCGCCGUCGAGUCCCGAAAACGACGACCGUAUUCAGAAGGGCCAGACCGGUGCGGGGAUCGGGGCUCAGUGGCAACCCUGUUGGGACAAUGUCCAGCUGCCGCAGAUCACGUCGAUCGCCAUUCCUCCAAUCGACACGAAUUCUCCUCGAAUCGGGCACCGCUUCAAAGUAUCACCUUGUUAUGGCCGACUUCAACAAGGUUGUUAUUUGAUGAUCGAUUUCAGCACUCCUGUGCAGAAACGCAGACUAACGGAGCUCAAGUCAGCCACUCGAUUACUCACGCCGCCGGCAUCGCCGAAUGCUGUCGAGGAAUCGUCUGGGGACGAACCCUCGUCUUCCUCGUCAUCGUCGAGCGGGCACCCGGCCCUGCUUAACCAGCUGGCGCAAAGCUUGGACUUCGGCAAGGCCAAGAAACCCGGCAAGAAGUCGUGGAACAAGAAGCGGCUCACGGCGCACGUGUGCCAGCACCCGGGCUGCCAGAAAACCUACACCAAGUCCUCGCACCUCAAAGCGCAUCAACGCACCCACACCGGCGAGAAGCCCUACGUGUGCUGCUGGAAGGGUUGCGGUUGGAAGUUCGCCCGCAGCGACGAGCUCACGCGUCACUACCGGAAACACACCGGCGAUCGUCCGUUCCGGUGCCGCCUGUGCGAAAGAGCCUUCUCUCGUUCCGAUCACUUGUCACUACACAUGAAACGCCACGUGUCGGUUUAGCACCGCUGCGAAGACCUUUGUCCAUGAGCAGAGAAGAGAGAAACAAAUCCGCGUUGGCCCAUCAGUGAAGCAAUCGAAAACGAGCGUGCCAAUCCUGCGGGCGAUGCAUGGCAGACAGGCACGUAGCAGGAGACGGACUGAUCCGCGGAUCCGAGUGAUGCAUAGAGUUGAGGCUGCACCAGUUGCCAUAAUUUCCGGACGCGAACGUUCCAAAUGGUUUAAUUUAUGCGGUCUUGUUGUCGUGGCCCAUCCCUAAUCUCAGGAGCAUUCCUAAAAGUCUUUAAUUGAGUAAUCACGGGGAGAACUUGUUGUCGUUUCGGUGCGAAAGAGCGGUUUUUGGUGGCGCCUCGAGCCCGAGCUUGUUUGGAAGUCGUUAAAUCUCUUUUCCGUGCGUAACAAACAGACUUGAGUUGGUUGUUUUCCCCUUUUCCUUUUUUUGCGGACCUUGCGACAGUUCGGAGAACAAUCCUGUCGCAAUGAAUCGGACUCGAAGGCCCUCCCCCCUUUUUUUGUAUGUUGUUCGGCGUGCCGGCGACUGAUUGCACGGUCGUUGAUGGCAAUCGCCGCGUUUUCCGCCGCCCACGGAUCAGUUACUCAGCGUUUAUUCUUUCGCGGAUGGAGCAACGCUUAGAUUUAUGCAGGCGAGAUGAAUCGUAAUGGGAUCCAAGGCGUGGGCAGAUCUUUCAAUCGUCUGGCUCGUGUACCCGGAUGUCCCGCGCGAUCCGGUUGCAGGCCGUUGUUGGUCAAAGAAUUCCACCGGACGCUUGUUUCGCUCCAUUGGCUGUUUAUGCCGCGGAGUUUUUAUCGCCGUCGUGUCCGGACUGAACAAGGCCCAGAGCAGCUAGGCGACAAAACGCGUCGCCCUCGGUGUGGACGGCAACUGCUCUGGCGGCUCCCAUCCGGGUGGUCGGGAAAUGAUCAUUUCCUCGCUAUCGCCGUCAUCGGAACCCCAUCGCUUGCGUCGAUGAAACUGGCGCCCCCUGGGAAGGUACCUUGAUCUAAAAGCAUGAGGUUGCUCGAGAAGUGGAAUGCGAAAUGACGCAAUAUCAAAGGACUUUGUUCUGCAUCCUGAAAUCCACCGAAUACAUUUUCGAACCCGUCCCGAUUGACUGCCGCCACGCACGGUCAUAUCUUCUCCACAAUGGAUUCUUUCGGGUUAAUUUCACCUCUAGAGUAAUCGACAACCUUAACGAAGGGACUCACAUCUCUAUUCAAUUUUUUCGAUCGAGAAUUACUCUAUAAAUAUGCCAAAUCGCCCAAACACAUCUUCGCGAACGUUCCGCUCAAGUCCCGUCGAACUCAGUCGUCACGUCAUGUUAUUAACUCAUCUGCAUCUUCGUUGCUAUUCAGUAUACAAGUACUUUUUUGACGAGUGGGGACAUUUUAGCUUUAGAAUACUGUAUCGAUACAGUAUAGUCACACUGAAGGGGUUAAAAUCUGUGUACGAAGGUUCUAUCGUCAAAAUCACUCAAUUUUCAAUGACAUAUUUUAAUGAAUAUGGCGAUACGCAGUCCAUUAAUUUGCUGCGUCGUUCCCGAAAAUCUCUUGUCAGACCGAAGUCAAUCCAACAUUUUUACUAAUGAAUGGCAACCACCAGAUCUGCUUUCAGAAUCCUUGUUACGGCUAUACAUUUUGAAAAUUUGCAUCGUUGAUGUAAAAUAAUCGGAUUUUGUCCUGUGUGACGCUUACGGGAAAGAUUAAAUUACCCCUACCGAAGAACCUAAAUGGUUGACGAAAAGCUUUUUUUUUUUGUCACAACCGUGCCGAUUGGAGACGGUCAGAUGAAAACCGCGCACGAAAAACCACUCCGGGAAAAUGACAUGGCGCUUGUGAAUGUCUAUGGUGGUCUGUGUAAAAUCCAAGUAAAAUACGUGUAUUGAAAAUCAUUAAUAGAAAAUAACGUCACGCAAAUUCCCCGUUGCAUCAAAAUAUUGGGCCUGGAGGAUUUUCUUCUGUAUGCUUCCCUUCAAAAAACGACCGUCGGCGUUUUCAUUUUACUUUUAAGGGAGUAGUUUUUUCCAUCAAAGGAAAUGAGAUAAUUGCCAGAUAAAUUAAAAGAUAUUUUGCUGUUCAUAAACUUUUGAAGCCUCC